UCAGGUUGUAGAUUAACAUGUGUGACCAGGAGCUCGAGCGUUUCUCCUCAGGCGUCUGUGCUAAAGACUCCGGUUAAAAUAGUUAAAAAAAAAAAGACCGUCAUACAAAGAUAGAAACUUAUACUUUCUGUCACCUAAAAGGUUAUUUUGCUGUAAAGUAUGUAGGGAGAGGUUUAUUUUCAUGUUGUGUAGUGCUCAGGUACAGGUACAGAGAUGUUUGGUGUUUUGUGGCUAGCUUUCUGCUCGGUUCUGGUAGCUCUGACGCUCGGGUUUGACCCGGAGACAUGCAGAAAUUUAAAAUUUUCGUUAAACGUUGUUCUUCUGGAGGACGAAGAUUCACUGUGGAGCCUAAAGUAUGUCCGAUACGCCAUAGAAAAAGCCAUCAAUGAUGAAAAUCUAAUCAAUAAUCAGACAGGUCUAAACUUCACGAUCAAGGGCAACUUUCAAGGGUUUAACACCACGUAUUACAGACGCAAAGGGUGCGGAAGCAGCACGUGUGAAGGAGUAGAGAUCCUCAAAACAUUACACAACUCUGGUGAUGUUGGCUGUGCGAUGCUUGGACCAUCCUGUACAUAUGCCACAUUCCAGCUUGUGGAUCAGGAGGUGGGGUUGACUCUGACCAUACCUGUAAUAUCUGCGGGGAGUUUUGGCCUGUCCUGUGAUGGCAAGGAAAAGCUGACUCGUCUUUUGCCUCCGGCCCGGAAAGUCUCGAGCUUUUUUGUUCAUUUCUGGAACGUGACGGUGCACAGACUCAAGCCCAAGCGCUGGAAGACGGCGUAUGUCUACAAACAACAGAAGAUCACUGAGGAGUGCUUUUGGUACAUUAAUGCGUUGGAAGCAGCAACGGCUCAGUUUUCCACACUGAUCCACAGGAAGGUGUUGCGCAGUAAAGAUGAGAUCGCUUUGGCUUUAUCAGAUCCAAACAGACACAGCAACAUUUUCAUCCUCUGCGGAGGUCCAGACGACAUCCGCUCCAUUAAAAGCGAGAUGACCGUGAGCAAGGACAUCGCCUUCAUCCUUAUAGACCUGUUUAAUCACGGAUAUCACGCCAACGCAUCAUCUUUUGACUACAUGAGGGACGUCCUGGUGUUGACUAUGCACAGCGUACGGAACUACAGUCUGCCUGGUUGGCCAUUCAAUUUCACUACUCUGAAUGAUUAUGUUGCAGGUUAUUACGAUGGCGUGGUUCUGUUUAGUCAAGUGAUGAGGGAGAUGUUACUCUCAGCUCAGGGUCUGGGAUCAGGGAACAUCACCGUCAACCUCCCGAGUGACAACCCCUUCCGAAACCUGUCCUUUGAGGGACUGGGCGGUCGCUAUGACUUGGAUGAAAAUGGAGACAGAAAUGUGAAUUUUUCUUUGAUGUACACAAGCGGCGUGUUUCAGUAUAAGACAUUGUUUGUGUUCGACACGUCUAAUGACAAGACCACGCUGAACCACAGUAACCCUGACCUGCCCUGGCCAGGCUCUCGACUGCCUGACGACAAACCUGCUAACGGCCUGGAGACGCACGAUAUCAUAAUGAUUGUGCUUGGAAUCAGUGUUGUACUUGCUACCGCAAUUGCUUUCAUCUUCUACAGACAGAACAGGAAGCAGCGCUACAAUCAAAAGAAAUGGUCACAUAUAAACUCAGAUCUCAUCGUGCCCCUAGACAGCCGAGAGCCAAGCUACAUAUCUCUUAAAAUCGAUGAGGACAAAAGGAGAGAAAGUACGUAUCAGAUACGGAGAGGACGCUACGAUAAAAAGCUUAUCAUUCUGAAAGAGCUAAAGCAGUCUGAUGGAAACUUCAUGGAGGAACAGCGCAUUGAACUCAAUUCUCUGCUGCGGCUUGAUUACUACAACCUCACAAAGUUUUAUGGCACGGUGAAGUACGAGUAUGGCGUGUUUGGUGUGUUUGAGUACUGCGAAAGAGGUUCUCUGAGGUACGUCCUCAACGAUAAGAUCUCGUACCCAGACGAGAGCUUCAUGGACCUGGAGUUUAAAAUCUCUGUCAUGUACGACAUCGCAAAGGGUAUGUCGUACCUGCACGCCAGUAAUACAGAGAUACACGGGAGGCUCAAAUCCACCAACUGUGUGGUGGACAACCGCAUGGUGGUGAAAAUCACAGACUUUGGCUGUAACACUAUCCUGACACCAGGGAAAGACCUGUGGACCGCUCCUGAACACAUGCGCACGACGGGGAUCUCUCAGAAAGGAGACGUCUACAGUUUUGCCGUAAUCGCUCAUGAGAUCAUUCUGAGACAAUGUCCUUUCUACACCGAGAGCUGCUCCGAUGUGGCAGAGAAACUGUACAGAGUUCAGUGUCCAAAUGGACUCAACGUCUUCAGACCCGACCUCAACUUUGAGACUGGUGGAGAGAGAGAAGUGGAGCUGUAUGUGCUGAUUAAGAGCUGCUGGGAUGAGGAUCCAGAAAAGAGACCAGACUUUAAGAAGAUUGAGAACACUCUGGGGAAGAUCUUCAGUAACCUGCAUGAUCAGGCCAAUGCUAGCUACAUGGACAACCUGAUCCGACGGCUACAGAUGUACUCACGCAACCUGGAGCAUCUGGUGGAGGAGAGAACGGCACUGUACAAGGCAGAGAGAGACCGAGCUGACCAGCUCAACUUCAUGCUGCUGCCUGGGCCUGUGGUGCGCUCCCUGAAGGAGACCGGUCGUGUGGAGCCAGAGUUGUUUGAUGAGGUCACCAUUUACUUCAGCGAUAUUGUGGGCUUCACCACCCUCUGCCACUACAGCACACCAAUGGAGGUGGUGGACAUGCUCAACGACAUGUACAAAAACUUUGACAGCAUCCUUGACAGCCAUGAUGUCUAUAAGGUGGAGACUAUCGGCGAUGCAUACAUGGUGGCAUCUGGUUUGCCACGGCGGAAUGGGAACAGGCAUGCGGUGGACAUCUGUCUCAUGGCUCUGGAUAUUUUGGAGUUCAUGGGAACGUUUCAGCUCCGGCACCUACCAGGAAUACCGCUGUGGAUCCGUAUAGGCGUUCACUCAGGACCUUGUGCGGCGGGUGUUGUGGGUAAUAAAAUGCCACGUUACUGCUUGUUCGGCGACACGGUGAACACCGCUUCCCGAAUGGAGUCAACAGGACUACCUCUGAGGAUCCACGUGAGCCAGUCCACGAUUAAUAUCCUACAGAGGACAGACUGUCAGUUCGAGUAUGAGACAAGAGGAGAGACGUUUCUCAAGGGUAAAGGAAAAGAGAUGACAUACUGGCUGAAAGGUGUAACGGGACAGAGGUACAACCUGCCCACUCCACCAACAGCAGAGAAUUUCCAGCGCCUGCAGCAGGACCUGGCCGAACUGAUCGUCUCCACACUCGCUAAACGAGGGAACGAGAUAAGAAAGACUCUCUCCACACGCCAACGCAGGAGCCAGAGACACGGCAGUGACGGCUUCCCCGAGUACCUACACCUGGCUGACCCCAGCACUUACCUGUAGCUCAUUAACACACACACACACACAUCUAAGCCCAAAGACGGGAUGGACAAUUGAGUUUAAUGGUCAAAUACAUAAGCGAUGUCUCUGCUCUAACACAGUUGAACUCAUCUGAUGUCUGAGAAUUUUGUCCAACACACAAAGACAGACGCAUGUCUUGAUUUGACCAUCAUUAGGUCAUUGCGUCAGUAAGUAGACACCGUAGACUCCCUCAUGUUCUAGGAAACACUGCAGGUUACACACUAAUACGAUCUGUCUGUGUUUUCAUGGUUCGCAUUAAUCGCAUGUACUAAAAGAAAUCCGAUUUAUUUUACAAACUAUUAAAUAUUUUUUUAAAUGUG
Messenger RNA from Tachysurus fulvidraco (yellow catfish), 3770 nucleotides. It is a transcript of the gene gucy2ca, whose product is annotated as guanylate cyclase 2Ca. Gene Ontology annotation, molecular function: protein kinase activity; ATP binding; peptide receptor activity. Bases 214 to 3432 code for a protein of 1072 amino acids. The record is from RefSeq and is a predicted model, not a curated record. NCBI's taxonomy places the organism in Eukaryota, Metazoa, Chordata, Actinopteri, Siluriformes, Bagridae. Gene Ontology annotation, biological process: protein phosphorylation; cGMP biosynthetic process; receptor guanylyl cyclase signaling pathway. The transcript has 27 exons.